AUGGGCAGCGACAGCCUCGUGACCAUCUCCGGCGCCGCGGCCAAGGUGGCGGACGCGGCGCGGGAGCUCGACUUCGCCUUCCAGCGGGUGGAGGUGUCUGAGGCGAUGGCAGGGUGGCUACGAUCCAAGCCCGCAGCCCAGCUGUCAAGUUCGAGUCGUAACUUGCAACCGGAUCUUCGGCUCAGCGUCUCUCCCCCGCCCCGACCCCCGUGCAGCAUGGCCGAGAAGCUGGCGGAGUGGCGGGGCUGCAUCGCCCAGCUGGUGAACCUUGAGAACGCCAAGUGCACGGGGCGAAGCCAGGAGGCGCUGAGCAUCGACGAUGCAGAGGUUGCGCAUGUGCUCAGCAGCCUUCACCGCCUCGUGGAGUCGUUGGCCGCAGCAGGAGAGCUGCGAGACGUUUUGGACCGGGACGUGACAAGCGCCAAUUUGGUGCUGAGGUUCUUGGCAGAGCAGAGCCAUGAGGUUUUGGGAUUCAACGCGGCGGGCAAAGCUCUGAAGGCAAUUUUGCAGGUUCCGAGUUGGAAGGAGAUGUUUGAGCUUUGGGGCUUGCAGCACGCUGUCUCGCAAGAAUGCAGGUUUAAGCUGUCCAAGGAAGGCAUUCUGGUUGAGGAAAGGCAUAGCAAGAAGACAUCCUUUCUGGAUAGAGACCACAGUGAAACCACACACGGCUUGUUGAGGCACGAGCUUUACGAGACUGCGCAGCAGCUUGCAGAACGAGGUGCGCGCAUUGUCGUUUUGGGAGAUCGAGGCACGGGCAAGUCUAGCCUAUGCAACGCUGCGUUUGGACGGCAGCUUGCGCAGACGGGCGUAGGCCGAUCGGUCACUCAGCUGAUCACUUUGUACCCGGCAACUGAGUCCUGUCCCGUGAAUCUCUACGACACCAAGGGCUUCGAGACUGACGGAGAUCAGCUUGAGCAACUGAAGAAGCUGGUUGAAGAGCGAAGACGUGCCAGCGAGAGGCACAACGUCGAAGACCCUGCAAGGGUUUCAGAGCUCCUGCACCUGGUUUGGUGGGUCGUUGAUGUUAUCAGCGGUGGUAGGUUCAACCCCGGGCACAUGCAGAAGGUUUGUUCGCUCCUUCACAAGAAUGGCAUCCCGGUGAUCAUUGUUCUCAAUAAGUGCGAUGCCCCGGAGGAUUUUGUUCGAGGAGACUGCCCGGCUGCUGCCAGACCUGGUGGCCGCUUCCUUUCUACGAGCCCAGGAGGCCUGGCUGGAAGGUUUGGACUGGUGGGCCCAGGCGAUGGUCGCCUCCUACACCGCCAGCGCCGCGGCGCUGGCGGCCGUCCCGGUGCCCUUCGCGUCACGGGCCUUGUGCGUCCCGGUGCAGGUGGCCAUGGUGCUCAGCAUCGCCAAGGUGUAUCGUGUGGCGAUGUCAAAGAAGACGGCCAUACAUCUUUCCUUGUCCAUCGCAGGCGGCUUGGCUCAACGCUCAGGUCAACAUUCCAAUCUAAUCGAUGGCCAAACGCUGGUCCACAAUGGGUCAAGGUCAAACAGUCAAAGACACUUCAACCUACAACCAGCCGAGGCUCCGGCAUGAGCGUUCCCGCGUAUAUGACCCUGGACUGGCUCAAGCUAGUGCCCGGCUUCAACGUGCCCGCCGUCGCCGCGGAAGCGGCCCUUCUUGGCACAAUCACCACGGCGCUCGGCUGGGUGGCCACGCAGCUCCUACGAGAAGUGCGGUCCAAGGCAGUACUAAAUGAGGUGAAACCAGAAGAGCUCGCUCAGAUCAUGGAUGUCAACCAGCUGCAGCAGAUGUUUCGGACCCGCCUCCGAGACCUCCGCACAGCCGGCGCUUCUUCCGACCAGAGCUUGAGCAGCUCGGCCUGACACCCAGUACUUCCAGGCAAGCCACUGUACUAAGAAAAAGACAUGCGUUCUCUAGGUUUACAUCCUACUAAUGGCAACUGGAAGCACUGGGUGAAGGUUUGAUCUCAAAUCGCCAGUGCCGCGGGAUUUCCGCCUGGAGAAGAUGGCGGCUUGGAAUUGCCCUUUGAAAAGGGCGCAUGGAAUUCUGAGAUGAGGGCAAGACGCAAUUAUGCCAUUGCUUCAUCGUGAUUAGAGACGGCUGUGGUUAUGGUGCAAGAGUAAGUGAGGUAUAAGAGCGACGACUGGGAGGAGCCUCUUGCGUUUCAAACCCAGAACACUGAGAACACGAGUUUGGUUGCGAACGCAGCUACUUUAAGCGGUUGACAGGACAACUUUAAUCCUGGAAUGAGCUGAGAGAAAGCUUGCUGGAGCAAGAGGAGCCUCGUGUACAGUAAUUAGUCACGAGUCAAAUUUGUUCUCAGUCUGGAAUCGGCCUUUGCUGAGCUAUGCUUGAGGCGCUGCGGCCCACUCGUGUCCCAACCAAGUAGAACACAUCUAGAUAGC
Molecule: messenger RNA, 2370 nt
Organism: Effrenium voratum
Lineage: Eukaryota; Dinophyceae; Suessiales; Symbiodiniaceae
Source: the annotation of a GenBank genome assembly